CGAAAAUACUGAAUAUAUAACGCGAGGGGAGAGGGCACCGGCAUGUACAUGCCUGUCCCUUAGGCACUGCUGACACCACCCCCUAAUAACUCACACCAGAGUGUAGUUCCCUUUCCUGUCGUGUAUUGACUCAGAAAUGCCAGGACUUAGUAAUAAGCCGUUGAUAAUCGACGGACGCGGACACCUCUUGGGCCGAUUGGCGUCCACUGUGGCCAAGACUCUACUCCAGGGUCAGAAAGUGGUUGUCGUCCGAUGCGAGGGAAUCAACAUCUCCGGCAGUUUUUACCGCAACAAAUUGAAGUAUUUGUCGUUUUUGCGUAAGAAGUGUAAUGUGAACCCCUCGAGGGGGCCCUACCAUUACCGGGCGCCGAGUAAGAUAUUCUGGCGCACCGUACGCGGGAUGUUGCCCCACAAGACCAAACGCGGUGACAAAGCGCUGGAUAACCUCCGGGUGGUGGAGGGUAUACCCCCGCCCUAUGACCGCAAGAAGCGACUGGUGGUGCCCUCAGCGCUGCGUAUCGUACGACUCAAUCCGCGCCGAAAGUACUGUUCGGUGGGCCGCCUGUCCCAUGAGGUGGGCUGGAAGUACCAGUCGGUGAUUGAGACGCUGGAGCUCAAGAGGAAGGCGAAGGCCGCCAUCCGGUUCUCGCGCGUCAAGAAGGACGCGAAGCUGAGGGCGGAGGCGAAGAAGUCGCUCGAGAAGAAGCUGAAGCCACUGACGGAUCAG
Messenger RNA from Oppiella nova, 727 nucleotides. NCBI's taxonomy places the organism in Eukaryota, Metazoa, Arthropoda, Arachnida, Sarcoptiformes, Oppiidae. The record is from the annotation of a GenBank genome assembly.